Molecule: messenger RNA, 4155 nt
Organism: Scomber scombrus (Atlantic mackerel)
Lineage: Eukaryota; Metazoa; Chordata; Actinopteri; Scombriformes; Scombridae
Gene: nfil3-5
Product: nuclear factor, interleukin 3 regulated, member 5
Exons: 2
Coding region: 775-2577 (600 amino acids)
Biological process (GO): circadian rhythm; regulation of DNA-templated transcription
Cellular component (GO): nucleus
Molecular function (GO): DNA-binding transcription factor activity; DNA binding
Source: RefSeq, a predicted model, not a curated record
CGCAACACAGAGGCAGCCCGAGCCAAGAGACAGAAACAGCACCGAGCCGACCGGCUGACUUAACCACAACACGACAGGAAAAAGGAGCAGAACUUUUUUUCUUUCUCUCUCUCGGUUUUUUUUGGGAGGUUUCUUCUAAAGGGACAAGGAAGGAGGACACGGGAGCGAGACAGCUUUUGUGUCGCGGUGAAGCCUGAAUCUUCUCCUCCAGGACAUUGAAAGUUAGUGGUCAGCAAACAGCAGCACUGAAGUUGGAUCCUCAGGGAGCCCCGAAGUAGACGGACUGACCCACAUCCUCUGUUAGACACAGAGAAGCAGGGCAGCAGCCUGAUACGCAUCACAGCUCUCCUGAAGAUCGAGGAAGACUCAAAAAACUCAAAAUCACCUCCAGUGAGACUCUGGAAACUCCUUUGAACUAUUUGCCAAGACAGCUGAAAGAGUCUUUGCUCAAAAUACGAACUUGUUUCUUUUUUUCAAUCUUUUGUUCACAAGACUUGUUCACUGUAUUUUUUAUUAUUAUUAUUAUGUCUGAGGUUUUUGUGGAGUUCCAUCUCUUUUUAAUCUUCUUGGCUAAUAUGGACACUUGAAGAUUUUGAUUUUGAAAAAUAAGUAACAGAAAUCAAUGAGACUUUCUCUUAGAGGAGCACAAAUACCUCAUCAAGAAGUUUUUGCUGAUCCUGCAACAUAGGUCAAACUCUGUAGUAACAGAGCAGCACACAUCUUUUCCUUUUUGCCCUUUGCUAGAGUUAUACUCUGGCACCCAGCUGGGAAAAAAUGGAAAGUUUAAGUAUACAUUUACCAUCCACCAGCAACAAAAACGCAAUGGAAGUGGACAGUUUUUCUCCCUACAGCGGGAGCAUCCCAUCCCCCUCUGAUGGUGGAGCGCGGGUCAGCCGCCAGUCUAAAGGUUCCAAGUCCUCUGUGUCGUCCCGUCGCAAGCGGGAGUUCAUCUCUGAUGAGAAAAAAGAUGAUUCUUACUGGGAGAAACGGCGUAAGAACAACGAAGCGGCCAAGCGCUCAAGGGAAAAGCGUCGCCUCAAUGACAUGGUGCUAGAGAACCGGGUCAUGGCACUGAAUGAGGAGAACGUUCGUCUAAAAACGGAACUCCUUCAGCUCAAGUUGCGCUUUGGUCUCAUCAGCACAGCCUCCUAUAUGGAGAAAAGUCAGCAGAUAUCCAACAGUGCUGCAAGUUGUAACACUAGUAGCAGUGGGAGCUGCACCAACGGCACUCCCAACAGUAACGCCUACCUCUCAAGCAGCGGCUACUCCAGUGCAUCUCAGGUGAUGCUGAAUUCUGACUCAUCUGAAGCUGAACAGUCGAGCCGUGGCGAGAACCACAGUACGCUCCACAAGUACUCCCCGAGAGGGUCUGUCUCUGACAUGUCUGACGGUUCCUCCAGAGACAGCCCUGAACCCAUGGGCUACAGCAUAAAGAAGGAGCCCUCAAGUAUGGAGAUGUCCAGACUGGAAAGCAAUGAGGUUAACCAUGGCAACCACACUGCGCUGGCUCCUCAUCACCAGCAGAGCUCCUCUUUGGUUGACAGUGCCAUGGACUACCAGCACCACCAACAGCAGUGCCACAUGGAGGCAUCCAGCCCGCCUCCUCAGGCCACCUCUGCACAGAGGAGCGUGAUCUUGUACCGCUCCAGCAGCGGCUGUUACCCCAUGGAGAGCCAGAGGCAAGAGGACCAGCAGUCUCAUCAGAGCAGACCGCAACAGCAUGGCCAGCACACCUCCAAGUUCUCUGACUGCUCAGUGACCAUCAGAGAGGUCGCUGAGAAGCUAGAGAGGACGAAGACUGUGGACUCGCCGCAGUAUGAAUACAGCAAUGAUCAUGAUGAUUCGGCAGAUGAGCUACAACAAAGGUACAAUCUCAACGCCCAACAGCAACGUGAGAGCCAUCAUGGGCUCUACGGCUACCAGAGUCAGGAGGGCAGUCAGCAUCACCCUGAAAGCCGCCAGAACCCCUUCGCCCCUGAUCUUAUCCACAGCACUGAGGAGGGCAAGUCCUCCUACCCACAGCACAACGGCUACCUCAACACACUGGACGAAGAGCCCCCAGUACUCACCUACGAGGGAGGCCCCCGGGCUGACGGUUUCUACCAGGAGAAUUCCUCUGGUAAAGACACCUCCUCCAGCGAUGGAGACCCCCGUAGCUCUGACAAGGAGGGCUCCACAGAUGACGAGUCUCCCUCCUCGUCCUCCUCAGACAUCAGCAGUUACCACCAGAAGGCGGUGGGGGCUGCCGGUUUGAACAGUGAGUGCCAAGCUGAGGUCAAAGGCACUGCCCUGCCCCACAAGCUCCGACUCAAGUACAGAGCUUUUUCCAACGGGGCAGCAAAAGCACAGGUGGAGGCACUGGUCAGCAUGUCCAUGUCCCCCUCCCCCAACUUGCCCCAGCACCCUUACUUGGCUCUCCCCAGCAACCCUCAUAGCGGCCAGACCAAUGGGGAAAGCAAAGAGGCAGAGAAUGAGACUGUGUUUGCAGAUGAGGUCAUGCCUCAGUUGAAUGAACAGUCAGAGGCGAAAAAGGGAUCCAGCAGCGGGAAGGGUGGACGCAACAAGAGGCGAGAUUAAGGACAAAUAAGAGCAGCUUCAGCAACUCUGUAUCACCUCUGUGUUGUCUACCACAGACAGGCAACUAUAACUACACUCACAUCGCCACCUUGCAGGACUGUAAAGAAGCAAGUGGUGUGUGUGAUGUUUAGACUGGAUGUGAUUUCACCAUCAAGUUUCACUGUGUCACCUUUUCCCCUUUCCCUUUAUUCUCUCCUACCUCCUCACUUAACGAGGGAGGGAACAGAAUGAAACUCUCCAGAGCUGGAGUCUGGGAUAUUUCUCUUGUGGGAAAUUCAAACAUUAUUCAAUUAUUCAUCAUUGUAAACUGCCUUGGUGGUUGGCCAGCGUGUACACGCUUAUUGUGGCAUUAUGGGAACAUUUUUUUGACCAAAGAAUACACAUCCUUCUUUUGGCGCAGUUACAUUCUUCCUCCCUCUGAACACAUCUGUGCGAUUUAAUCCUCCACUCUCUUUACCAUCUGCACACAAGUCCUUUUCACUUCUGAAGCACUUAGAUUGUAUAUUACUGUGAUAUAUAAAUUUGCAUAUAUGGAGUAUAUAUUUUAAGAAGAAAAAUGUGGCAAAAACAACAAAAAAUAAUGGGAUGCAGAAGUCGUAGAUUUAAAAGUGAUCAGUUUGUUCUUGUUGAGACACCUUGUACAGUCCCUCUUUGUCUAGAAAAUGCCUCAAAGAUUCUCUUUCAAAUGAAAGUAUGAGCCACAACUUGUUAAAAAAGAAGAAAAAAAAGAAAAAAAAAUUAAAUAAAGGUACACUUUUUUUUAAGGAUCCGCUCCUCGUUCAGGCGAUCCAAGCUCUUCAUCACCUAAAACUGUUAAAACAGUCAAGGCCAGAUCUCAGCAUAUCAGUCAAGGCUAUGCAGUCACACCUUGCUGUUGGCAAAUCCUGACAAGCACAAGGCGUUUCGCCUCGUUUGCCAGCCGUUUGACAAAAUCAAUACGUCUGUAUUUCCCAGACUAAAUUUGUCUGUCUAAUAAAUGAAAUGGCUCUCUAGUCGCAACCAGCAAAGCUGCUCUCUCUUCAUAAGGUGCCUCUUUAUUGUGUUGUCCCUCGUCCCCACAUAGGCCAAUGUCUUAAUGAUCCCACUCACCUCCGCACUGAGUUGUUGUAGCUACAGUAGCUGCAGUAGAUCAUACAGUCUGUACAAGUUUAACUGUUUCACUUCCUGGUGCCUGCCUCUGGCCACUAUGUAUAAAUGUAAAGUUGUCUCUAUCUCUUGUAUACUGCUGUCAUUAUUUUAUUAUUAUUUUAUUAAUAUUGUUAUUUUCUAUUAUAUUCAAUUAUUAUUUUGGCUAUUAUUAUAUGUAUUUUUUUGUCAUCCUGUUGUGUCAUUUUGCUCUAUGCUCUUCCUGGUUGUGCUGUGUAUUUACCCAUGCUACCCUAUGCCCAGUUACCAUUUGUACUCUGUGUUACUGUAUAACCUUUGUUGUUCGCCAAAAGGCUUUAUGAAAAUGGAAGAAAAAAAAGAAAAGAUAAAGGCUUGUCCAGAAGUGAUUCUGUAUUGUUAUACUUCACGUGGAUAUGCAAAAUGGUUUUUAAAAAAAGCUCAUUUUUGAUUGUGAAAGAAUGAAAAUGAGGA